This is a messenger RNA of Exaiptasia diaphana, 3351 nucleotides long. Its product is annotated as ras-like GTP-binding protein rhoA. The record is from RefSeq and is a predicted model, not a curated record. The transcript has 6 exons. Bases 678 to 1502 code for a protein of 274 amino acids. Gene Ontology annotation, molecular function: GTP binding; GTPase activity. Lineage: Eukaryota; Metazoa; Cnidaria; Anthozoa; Actiniaria; Aiptasiidae. Gene Ontology annotation, biological process: small GTPase-mediated signal transduction.
UAUGAAUGGUUAAAUGGGAACUCAUUUUUUUCUAUCUUGCAUGUUUACUCACCUCAUGUUUUUGACGCCUGCUUGUGUGAAGUGUGCAACGAAUAAUUUAAUUCCUACGUUAGUAUUCCCUUCAUCUAAUUUUCUAUCGUGUUCAGUUUCAAUUGCUCUAUCGCAUAAUUACGUCACACCAAAACAUUCUUUGAACGCUAAGGAUUAUGGUCGCCAGAUGGGAUCUAAUAGCUAAUAGCUAUCCAAUAUAUCCCAAGAAGUAUCAAAGCUGUUUUUUACAGUUUUGGUUCGUCCAGACGCAGGGUAAAAAAGUCAGGAGAAACGACUCAGUUUGGAAUAUGUAAAAUAAUGAAGCCAUAUACUUUUAUUUGGAAAAUCGCGCGCAUGGAAGUAGAGUUACCUUGGCCACCAAUGAUUUCUACACUUUUCUGCCAAUUAAAGUUUCUUUGCAGUCAUUCAUAUUAGCAUAUUGGCGGAGAAAGAUGUUAAUCUGACUGAAUAUAUCGAGUGAUAUAUGUGCCUUCAUGAACUAUACUGAGUACCGCUCAACUGACACCAUUUAUUCGCGGAAAUAUAUAAACAACCAAGUGUUGUGAUCAGGGUUACAAUUAGAAGUUGUUGACAAUAGAUGAUUUUGUAUCUGAUAAAAGAGUAUAGCGAAGAGUAGAAAUAGAGAGAUGAUCAAAGGCUUUGUGUCGUACAGUCGCACCGCCAGCCUACCAGAUGUCAUCCAUAAGCAAAGUGUAAGCAAAGUACUACUGACAUCUGAAAGUGAAUCACGUGAACAGCCCUGCGCAUGCUCCAUAGAAAGAUAUAAACUGACCGUCGUUGGAGACUCUGAGUGUGGCAAAACGUCGUUACUGAACGCUCUUGUGAAAAGCGACUUUGAGGCAGAAGAGAGUGCGAUAUUCGACGAAUGCGUGACGGAUAUUACAACAGGGGACAGUAGCUUAGAGUUCAUGCUUUGUGAUUGCUCUGGACUAGAGAAUUACGAGAGUAUACGACGAUGUAUGUACAGCGAGACUGACGUGUUCCUUCUGUGUUUUGACAUUGGAAAUCCUUCGUCGCUACAAAGUAUUAUUGACAAGUGGGUUUCUGAGAUUAAAGAGGAAUGUCCUGGCGUACCUUAUCUGUUAGUAGGCUGUAAAAACGACUUGAGAACAGAUUCAGCUCUACAGUUCUACCUGACUGUACCUGGCGAUAGUACUGUAGAACCUGAUAGCAUUGGACGAUUAAAAGCGGUUUCGACGGCGCAAUGUAUUGGAGCAAAAGCAUACGUCGAAUGCUGUGCAAAAACUAGAUGGAAUAUCAAACAAGUUUUCCAAGAAGCUGCUGAUGCCAUUGUCUCUAAGGAGGAAGCCAGUGAACCAACCUCUAAACCACCCUCCAUGCUUAGAAGAAUUUCUCGUUUUGCUAGGCGUGGUUCCGCAGCUGACGCGAGUGACUGUAAUGGGCAUGCGCAGAUGGUAUCUCCACGAAGACUGUCUCUCUUUUCAACAUGAAAAUGGUUUUUAUAGCUUGUUUUUCUGCGGAAGCUCAGGAAAAUAAGAUGCGAGUAUAUACUUGGUGGUAGAGGAGAGCGAAUAGAUGCAUUUUCUCCCAAUGGUAUCAGACAUCUGAUCAUAGAGCCAUCAAACAGAAACGAAUUACCGGCCGUUGCCCCAUAACGCAACCGUACUUCCAAAUAUUAGAUAGCAGAAUGUAGCAUUUAAUUGCGCUCUCUCUUGUGGUGACUCUCACUACUUAAGCACUAUAAUGGAGUAGAAGGCAAGUGCUGUUGUGGUGAUACGGCGUCCGCAUGAAACUAUGGCAGCACAUCAAACAGCAGACGUCUGGUAAUAGACUAGAAGCCUCCCCUGCAGGCAUCUCUUUUCUUUACAAAAACUACGGGCUUCCUGUUCUACAAUGUAGCUCAACAAGAGAGCGGUACUGGUAAUGAGGCAGGAAAAUUUUCUUUUUCCUCCCCAAUCCACUCGCUUCCGUUUUGUUUUCAACACUUGGAAAUGGAAAUAUAUAAAAACUGUUAAAGCGAGAUGCCUACUGAAUAGAAAAUAACUUUUCAUAACUUGGAAGGCAUGCGCACUAAAGCGUGAACAAUUCGUGGAUACGAUGUGAGCUCAACAGGAAACAUGGUGAUGUAUGGUACUUUAGCCGAAUGUUGGCCACCAACGCAACAGCGUCAAGAAGAAACUUUUGACAUCAUAAUACAUAGACAAUACAUAUAGUUAGAAACAAUGAAUUAUAAAAAUUGAUAGAAAAUCUGAUAGAAUUAUUUAGUUACGCAUAGAUAAACAACUAAUAUAUGAUUGGAACUUAGUCUGCCUUUUUUAAUGCCAAAAUAUUGUUGUACAGUAAAAGCAAAUUGCUUCUGUAUAAAUCACGUGACCACGUGUAGGAAAUCUUCUUGAGUAUCUCAAGCAGAGCUUGGACUGGGUGAGAGACAGUUCAGCCAUGUUUCAUCUAGCUUGCCAGAUCGUUCUCUGGAUCAAAAGGACUAUUAUCAUCAUUUUGUCAAUCAAAUGGAAAGGAUUAUUGUCAUCAAAUCAGUACUCAAGCGCGCAGGGCACUGGCAGCGUGUGUAGAGUUUGACGAGCUUGAGUGGCAGCUCAUGAUUUAAAACUUAACAUCGGAAACGCAGUUCCCUGCAAAUGAAGUGUGUAUUCCUGUCGUUGUAAUCAUAUUAAUGACGUGAUCUGAUUUGCGGGGUCGAUGACCAAUCUGCACGAAUCCUCUACUGAUGGAAACAUCGACUGCGACGACGCAGAUAAUCAAGCAUAAUGAGGAAACUUCCAUGACUAAAUAGUGUAAAAAAUAUUAGAGUUGAGUGCCUCAGUCACACAUCUACAUAAAUCUGAAUAGGAAGAAGACGACGAAAGAAAGAAGGAAGAAAGAAAAAGAAACUAAAAUGUUAUGAUACGAAAAAAUAUACAAAUUAAAAAAAGUAGAUCAAAUAUAAUAAAUAAAGCCUACAGUAAAUCGCUGUCUACAACAGUUUUGGGCUUCCUGUGCCAUCCGGUGGCACAGGAGGCCCAAAAUAUAAACACGCAAACAGACGGAUAGCUGAAUACUGGAAUGGUAUUCAUUUCAUUUCUCAAAGCAAUUCAGUUUGUCACGGCAACGUUGCUAGCGGAUUGGGAUACGUCGAUUUUCUAACUGCUUGUAAAAAUACGCGUCUUUUUCAUGCCAAUUUGCACAUUGAUUUCCUUCUUUAUUUCUAUUAGUUGAAAACUUUUAAAUAAUUAUGAUUUCACUACACCGGAUUUGUUUACUAAAAUGGAUUCCCAUGUUUAUUUUUUUCUCUUCUUUUUUCUUGAAGUGGUUCACGUGAUCGUCAUGCGUCAAGUAUUCGAC